Messenger RNA from Haliotis rubra (blacklip abalone), 1292 nucleotides. Its product is annotated as probable bifunctional dTTP/UTP pyrophosphatase/methyltransferase protein. Gene Ontology annotation, molecular function: nucleoside triphosphate diphosphatase activity. The record is from RefSeq and is a predicted model, not a curated record. Lineage: Eukaryota; Metazoa; Mollusca; Gastropoda; Lepetellida; Haliotidae. The transcript has 6 exons. The coding region runs from base 78 to 755 and encodes 225 amino acids.
UGAUCUCAAACGAGAACUGAAGUAAACAGACGUUGCACAUGGUUAUUGUCGGCUGCUACUAGAAGAGUCCGUUCACGAUGUUACAACCGAUUAUGCACGUUUUGAACGUUCAAAGGAUUAUUCUCGCAUCAGGAUCCCCUCGGAGGAAGCAGAUCUUACAAAAUAUUGGGUUACAAUUUGAAGCCGUGCCUUCAACAUUUGAAGAGGAUCUGGAUAAAAGUUUGUUUCCACACCCAAGUGAUUAUGUCAAAGAGAAUGCAAGAAUUAAAGCACUGGACGUUGCAAACAGGUUGGCUGGUGAUAAGAUUGUUCCAGACCUGGUGAUUGGAGCUGACACUGUUGUUUCCAUGGACAACACAAUUUAUGAGAAGCCUAAAAGUCGUGAUGAUGCUUUCAAGAUGAUAACAAGCCUCAGUGGGCGACCUCACACUGUCUACUCUGGAAUUGCUCUUGUGUCGCCUUCACAGUCUUCAGUAAUUACAAGUGGUGAGUUAACGAAGGAUGGCAAGUUCAGACUGACCCUGUUCCAUGAAGGCACCGAUGUGAUGAUGACUGACAUGAGUGAAGAGGUUGUCAGGAUGUACAUUGAGACCGGAGAACCAAUGGACAAGGCUGGAGGGUACGGAAUCCAGGCUAUUGGUGGAACACUGGUGGAGGGCAUCAGAGGAGACUACUUUAAUGUCAUGGGCUUCCCACUACACAGAUUCUCUCGAACUCUAGCAAAUCUUUAUCAGUCUCAACCCUCACAGACUUGACACUGGUAGAUUACGGGUGUUGGCGAUCAUGUAACAGAAGGAUUUCAUGGAACACAUUUCAUAUACACUGUUAGGGAUGAAAUUACACAUAUUGACAUCGUUCUGCUCUUGCUGCUCAUGCACACGUGUUCAUCAAGGACUUUGGGGGAUAAAAAUCUGCAUUUCUUAACUCCAAACUUGAAAAGUUUGAACCACAUGUUGGGAUCUGAUUAUUUAAAAUUGCAUAUCAAUGAAUGUGUUAAAGUAUAGCCAAGAAGGCUUGUGAAUUUGAAAACUAUGCAUCAUUGUAUUGGAGAUAUGCCGUAUUUAAUGAACAAAUGUUCAAAGUUUGCUUGUAACUUAGCACACACGCACUCAUAUUUGCUUCUGAAUCAGUCAGUGUUAUACAUACAUGUUGUUUUAGCAGAGAGGCUUCACUUGAUUUACAAAAGUGCAAGACUCUAAUGAAUUGGUAUGAUUUUACACUUUGUAAAUCUGUGCAUGUCAUUACUGAUUAAAUAUUGGUAUUACUUUCUGUACCAGUAAAUAAAGUAUUUU